Octopus bimaculoides (California two-spot octopus) is the source of this 2861-nucleotide messenger RNA. RefSeq lists its product as uncharacterized. The record is from RefSeq and is a predicted model, not a curated record. NCBI's taxonomy places the organism in Eukaryota, Metazoa, Mollusca, Cephalopoda, Octopoda, Octopodidae.
CAAAAUGGAUACUUUUUGAAUGAGUCCGAUAGUUUUGACCAAGACUAAAAUAAUUACCAAAUAAGAUCCAGUAAUUAACAUCUCGUUUAUAAAUCUUUGAUUAGAUUUUGCUUAAUUUAUGUUUCUGUCCUUAAGAAAUGGAAGUGGACACAGAAAAGGUUACUUUUACUAAAAAGAAAGCCAGGAGGUCUUCUUUUACUCCUGGAAGAGCCAAGCAAUUUCAAGACAACAAAUUAGACAUAACUUGUGAUAUCAAGGGAAGCCUUUCCACUGAUUUACAGUUGUCAGAGUUGGCUAAGAAGUGUAUGAAGCAUGCUUUUAAUAUUCUUAAAAAUGAAAUACCUACCUUGGAAAAUUCAAAUAUCUGUGAUGAAGUUGAAGCUGCUCUUCUUAAGAAGAUCAAUGCAAUGACAGAAGAAAAUGUCUUCCACAAACUUUAUCACAAGGAGCGCUGUUCAUUGAAUCCCUUAAGUAAACAACUUGAUUCUACAAUUAACGAAUACAAGUCCCAUAUUAACACUGUAGAGGAAGAAUCAAGAUGUUGGGAUGAGCUGAAACACAAAACCAGAAAGAUGGUUACUGAUGCUGAGCUACGAGAUGUCAUAAAGUUGAAGAAUUAUAAAGAUCUACCUGAAGCAGUUUUGGAAACCUCUGAAAAUUAUCUUCCUGCAGUUGAAUUUGAACGAAAGAAAAUUCAAGAGACCAUCAAUCAAUCUCUCAAAACAGCCGAUAUUAGUGUGAAUUAUUUACAAACUGUCAGCAGUAUUCUUCAAGAAUCAGCUAAAACUGUUCAUUCUCAAGCAGAAGCCCUACAAUUAUUAUAUGCAAAAAAUGAAUCCAAGAUGCUUCCAAAUUCAAUGAAAGACACUCCUCACAAACUUCUUCAACGGAUUCCAGUAAGCAAUGAAACAGUCCAGCAACAAGAUAUGGAAUAAUCAUAAUACGGAGCUGAAAGCACCAAUUAUCGCUGCUAUGAUAACUGGUGCUUUCAGCUGCUUCUCACUCUUUUCAGAAAUAUUAACAGUUCAGAUAAGAUGUGGUAGAAUUUGCUUUCUUUCACUUUUUAUUUCUUAUUCUGUUUUAAUUGUUUUCUUAUUACUUCUCCCAAAGUAAUUAUGUAUUGCAUUUAAAUUAUUUGCAAUUUAAUUUAUUUUUCUUUUAUUUCGUUUCACUCUGAACAGUGUUUGGAGUUUGCCAUUGGGAUUAUAAUAGGCUACAUCACCAGUAAUUAAUUAUAAAAGUAAACAUUUUGGUGCUCUCUAAACAGAGAAAGAAAAUUAAUGUUUUGAAUUGUCAUCAUUUCAUCAGAGAAGAUUCAUUCUUUGGCAGAUAUUCUUGCCUAAAAUACUUGGAGAUUUUUUGCAUCUCCUCAUGUUAUAUCAACAUACUUUUAUUUGUGUUUUUUUCUUUUAUAAAAUUGACACCUGAUGAUGUUACAAACCAUUGCUAAUCUUUACUCAUUUUUGAGUUAAAAUUACUCACAGGUAAAGUGUUGAAUCUUGUGGUUAGUUUGACCUCAACAAUUACAUUGGGCAAAUAUACUUUUGCUUAAUGUUUUGUAUCAUAUUUACAGUUGAUUGUGGAAAUGUGUGGCUUAGUGGUUAGGGUGUUGAACUCAUAGUCAUAAUAUUGUGGUUUCAAUUUCUUGACUAACUAGGCAAUGCAUUGUGUUUGUGAGCAAAACAUAUCAUUUCAUGUUGCUCCAGUCCACUCAGCUGGCAAAAAUGUGUAAUCCUACAGCAGACCGGCAUCAUGUUCAGGUGGGGAAUAUAUAUGUCACAGAAACUGGGAAAUUGGUCCUAUGUGUCUACAUGAUUCAGGAAAGAUCUUUAUCCUUUUACACCUGAUUAAAGUGGCAUGCUGGACAAAAUAUUUAGUGACAUUUCUUCUGGCUUUAUGUUCUCAGUUCAAAUUCCACCAAAGUCUGCUUUGCUUUUCUGCCAUUCAGGGUUGAUAAAGUAAGUUCUAGAUGAGCAGUGGGGUAGAUGUAAGCUACUAGCCUCUCCUUCCAAGAUUUCAGACCUUGUACCAAUAAUAGAAAGGAAAUUUACAUCUGAUUGAUUUACGAAUGGUUUAUGUUGUAAUGAAAAAUUACAGGCUGAUGUAUCUUAGCUAAGUUGUAACCAAGACUUACUUUCCUCUCUAUAUCUUGAAAAGCAUUUCAAUUAUGAACUGCUAUGAAUUUAUAGAAAGUUUUCAAAUAUGUCUUACAAUAUGAUAUCUGCAAUACACAUACUUAAAAAAGUCAUCUUCCUGUUCAGCAAUUUUUCAAUCUCAACAUGUUUUUGACACUUCUAGUAUUUUCUAUUUUGCUUUAAUUUCUAUUUAUGUUAUCUUAAUGCAUUUAAGUUUACUUUAUACAGCUUUUGCUGCUACUCUUACCAAACAACAUUGUGUUUCUUUCUAAUCACAACUUUGCUUCACCCUUCUAAAGAAGCGCAGUCCAUCUAGAACUUCCUUGCUCUUGCUGUUUUUCCAUCCAACUGCUAACUGGCAACAAUUCAAAUUACAUGUCACCUACACCAACCAUAUUUGGUUAUCCUUGUUUCUCAUUCUAUGGUAUCUGUCCUGCCUUCUCAGACUAACCAUAGAAAUGUAAAAACAGUGUAAUAAUGCUACCAUGUUAUACAACUAGAAAUGGAAUUUGUAUAACAUUCAACAUGUUAUAUAUAUGUGUCAAAGUAAAGAAAAGAUUUAUUAAAAUUAUAUUCAUAUUUCAGCUUUUAUAAUUGUAAAUUUCUAUUAAAAAAAAAACAUAAACCAAAUGGUUUAAUUGAAAUAAAAUGUUUAGAUUGUUAUCUUAAAAAUAUUUUGUAUGUCACAUUACUUUGUUAAAUGAAAUAAACUUGUUUACAGCCUGA